Culex quinquefasciatus (southern house mosquito) is the source of this 1958-nucleotide messenger RNA. RefSeq lists its product as uncharacterized. Gene Ontology annotation, molecular function: C-4 methylsterol oxidase activity; iron ion binding. The record is from RefSeq and is a predicted model, not a curated record. The transcript is spliced from 6 exons. Bases 124 to 1920 code for a protein of 598 amino acids. Gene Ontology annotation, biological process: sterol biosynthetic process. NCBI's taxonomy places the organism in Eukaryota, Metazoa, Arthropoda, Insecta, Diptera, Culicidae.
CUCGGACAUUCGACGGUGAAGAACGUCGCACCAGAAAAUUACCUGUGCUGGGUGUUGACAAGUGCAAGCUAUUGCCUCUCUAGUGUUAGAUUUCAGUAACCGUUGGGACCGUUGUGAAGGACCAUGCAGGAUCCGUUCGCGAACGUGACCGCCGGAGUUCCGGUGAACCUGGGCUCCAACCAAAGUUCCUUCCUCGAAGCCAAAUGGAACGCCUUUCUCGAUAUUGUUGGUGACGAGCCGGAUACCAUCUACAUCUGGUGCCUCACGAUAUGGACGUACGGCCUCUUCUGGAUCAUCGGAGGACUGUUCGUGUUUAUGGACGUCACCGGAAAGCCCAAAUUUAUGCGCAAAUACAAGAACCAGCCGGGAACGAACGAACCGCUGGAGAUUUCCAAGCUGAAGCACCUGGUCAAAACGGUGCUCACCAACCAGGUGGUGUACGGGCUGCCAACCUCGUACCUGACCUACAUGAGCCGCAAGCUGAUGGUGACCGCUUUGCCCGAGCUGCGUGUCCUGCCCUCGAUUGACAUCAUUCUGCGGGACAUGGUCGUCUGUAUUAUUGCCUGGGAGAUCACCUUCUACUACAGCCACCGAUUGCUGCACGCCGGCUUCUUGUACAAGCACAUCCACAAGAAGCACCACGAGUGGUCUUCCCCGGUGGCCUGGGCCGCCAUGUACGCCCAUCCCUUCGAGUUCGUCAUUAGCGAUCUGCUGCCGGUGUACGUGGGGCCAGCGCUCUGUACCAGCCAUCCGGUAACGAUCGCCAUCUGGUUGCUGUUUGUCAUGAUGGACACGGUCGUCGACCACUCCGGUUACCAUCUGCCGGUGCUCGGUAGCUCCGAACAGCACGACUAUCAUCACCUCAAGUUCAACCAGUGCUACGGACUGUUCGGCUGGUGGGACACUCUCCACGGAACGAACGACGAGUUCCGGAAGAAGAAGCAGUACAAACGCAACAAGAGGAUAUUCUCGCUUAAAUCAGCCCGCGAGCUGGUUCCAGAUGACGAGUAUGUGAAAAUGCGCGACGACGCGAAUUUGAACUUGACAAGCUUUGGCGGUGGUGGCGGCGGCGGCACGUGGCAAGAUUAUGGCAACCACUCGGUGGUCAGUGUGUGGUGGAACUCUCUGCUGGAUGUCAUCGGUGACGAUAACAGCUUCCUGUACGUCUGGGGACUGUACAUUUGGACACAUGCCGUUUUCUGGAUCGUGGGGGGACUGUUUGUGCUAAUGGACUACACCAACAAGCCCGGCUUUAUGCGCAAAUACAAAAACCAACCGGGCAAGAAUGAACCCCUCGAGUGGUCCAAGCUGAAGCACGUAGUCAAGACCGUCGUGUACAACCAGCUGGUGUACGGGCUACCGACGGCGUACUUUUCCUACAACGGCUGGAAGUGGCUUUUCGGCGAAUUUCCGAACCCCCGGGACCUUCCCUCGGUCGACGUCGUCCUGCGGGACAUGGUAAUCUGUAUCUUUGCGUGGGAAUUUGCGUUCUACUACAGCCAUCGGACGCUGCACGCGGGCUUCCUGUACAAACACAUCCACAAGAAGCACCAUGAGUGGACGGCCCCGAUCGCCGUUGCGGCCAUGUACGCCCAUCCGGUUGAGUUCGUGAUCAGCGAUCUGUGGCCGGUUUAUCUGGGACCAGCGAUGCUCAAGUGUCACGUGUUCACCACCGCACUCUGGUUUGCCUUCGUCAUGAUGGACACCCUGGUGGACCACUCCGGGUAUCAUCUUCCGGUUUUGGGAAGCUCCGAGAUGCACGACUAUCACCAUCAAAUGUUCAACCAGUGUUUUGGACUAUUUGGAUGGCUCGAUAAUUUGCACGGCACGAACAGCGAGUUCCGCAAGAAGAAGAACUUCCUUCGACAUAAACGGAUAUUCUCACUGCAAUCGGCCCGGGAGCUUGUUCCAGACAAAUGAGAAAUAAAAGCAUUGUCACUUUAAAAACUUCACACUCA